Molecule: messenger RNA, 5421 nt
Organism: Nerophis lumbriciformis (worm pipefish)
Lineage: Eukaryota; Metazoa; Chordata; Actinopteri; Syngnathiformes; Syngnathidae
Source: RefSeq, a predicted model, not a curated record
AUGGAAGGACUGGGAAAGGAGAGAUCCGUAUGCAGCCCGAAAACCUCCCCAUGGAUCGGUCAUCCUAAUACAGAAGCUUUGACGCUUCUCGAGAAACUCAAAGACUGCUUCACCACCAAUGGCACCACUGUCCCUCCCGAAACUGAUAAAAAGGAAGAUGAGAUGGAUGGCAGAAAAGCAGUCAUGGAAUUGAAGGAUGUCCCUCCUCCCCCUCUGCACCAUGCUUCACCCUCCCAACCAUCCAAGCGCUUCCCUGCACCUCCUCUCCCUUUGCCUCCUCCUUGUUUGCUUCCUCCCCAGCUUACACAAGAUGACCAUCAACUGCCGCCUCCACCUCAGCAGCAACAUCAACAAGAGGGGCUUCGCCCCAAAGUAAGCGUGUGCACCCAUUGUGACUACUGCCUCACAGAGGGCUAUGGAUUAUCAGACUGUGGAGGUGUAGUUGGUGGUAGCGUAGCUGUUGGUUUCCCACACUAUGGAGCUCCUGACACCUUGGCAACACCCAUCUACAGCUGCAGUAAUUCUGCUAUGUCUAGACCUUGUUCUGUAGCCUCAAAUGUUCCUCAGUACAAGCAUGGGGUGAGCUGUGGAUCUAAAAAUGAUAACUAUGAUCCGCUGCUCAGCUGUGGCUGCAAACCACAGAGGCUUUCUUCUGUCACCACCUCCCAGCCCAUCUCUGCACAGCCCCAUACCCCUUGUUGCCCUGGGCUUCUUAACACCAACUCAUCAGAAGUGUCAGCGUCUUUCCCUCCUCAGCCCCGUUUUGCUUCUACACUCCCACCAAAUUCUGCUCCAACACCCGUGCAAAGCUCUUGCCUGGUCUCCUCUGGCUGUUACAUCUGUGGUAUGGCCAGAAGAACCCAGACAAGUGCAGCACUCCGUGAUCACUCUGUUACUACCACUGUCAACACCACACCCACUUCAGCACGUCUCUGUUCUAAUCCUAUUCACUUAAAUGUAGAGCACACAGUUUGUGUAAAGGGGGCUCACUACUGCCAGGAGUGCUUGUUGAAGCCCAUGAAUGGUUUUGCGUGCAAGUCUGAAAAGGUUUGGCCCAAUAUUCCCGUUCCCCAAACAACUCCCAUCGCUAUCCCCAUUUGUAACGGCUGCGGGACCUCAUCUGAUCGUGUGGCCGUCAACCAGGGCAAGACUGGCCAAAAGUAUGGUUCACCAGAAAGUGGUGGCACAGAGAACAUCCCCCCUGUCGGAGUGUUUUGGGACAUAGAGAACUGCAACGUGCCUAGUGGACGAUCUGCUGGGGUCGUGGUGGAGCGUAUACGCAGCCAGUUUUUCCAAGGUCACCGUGAGGCAGAAUUUAUUUGUGUCUGUGAUAUAAGUAAAGAGAAUAAAGCGGUUAUCCAAGAGCUCAACAACUGCCAGGUUACUGUGGCACAUAUUAAUGCCACAGCCAAGAAUGCUGCUGAUGACAAGCUCCGCCAAAGCUUGCGACGCUUUGCCGAAACCCACACUGCGCCUGCCACAGUUGUCCUAGUAUCAUCUGAUGUGAACUUUGCAAGUGAGUUGAGCGACCUGCGGCAUCGCCAUGGUUUCCAGGUAAUCCUUGUCCAUGGUAACCAUACAUCCCAGGCCCUGCUGCAGCACGCUCACCGCCAUGUGGCUUUUCAAGAGAUAACAGCUGACCUGCCUCCGCGCAUGCUUGUCAAAACACAGCCCAGUUACAACCUACUCUAUGUGCACAACCUUCCUGUCAACUGUGAAAAGAACCAGUGGAACGCUGUGAAGCAAAGGCUCCGGCGCCUCUCGGACAACUGUGGUGGCAAGGUGCUGGGCAUAUCCCAGGGCACAGCCGUGCUCCGUUUUGGCAGCCCUGAGGCAGCAUCACGUGCCCGCAAACGAAUGGAAAAUGAGGAUGUGUUUGGCCAUCGAAUCAGCCUUUCCCUCUCUCCACGGCCCAGAGAGGAUGCAAGUGUUGAGCGUGAGCUUCAGUCUCAGCCCCAUCACUUCCCUCUGCCUCAGACACUGCCCCAGGCCUAUCCAAGCCAGGAUGCAAUGUUUACUGCACCUAUAGCCACAUCCUCCUCCUUUAUGCCCCUGGAGAAGCCAAGGUCGCCAAGGAGGGCACGGCGAGCAACCCGCACAUGCUACACCCCUGGCCCUCUGCCUGAAAGGCCCUACAGCCCCAAGAGGGGGUGUUCUGGGCCUCCGGGUGGUGCUCCUACAAAGCCCCAUCGGAAAAUGGAUAACGCAGAGAGCAAACCUAAAAUGGGUUUUCACCACCUGGAUAAAGGACGUCCAGCUUCCUCCUCUCCCCAUAGUAAUAAUGAGAUUGGAUCACUGGAUCAGCUUUCCAAACCUGGUUUUGAUGACGAAUCCAUUUUCAAGAGAAGGUAUAUACGCUUCCGUCUCAUCUGUCCUAGCGGAGGAACUGAGUAUACUGUUGAAGAAGAGAGACGACCAGGAGAGUUCCAGAUCAGCACGCCUUCUGCUUUCAGCAAGCUCAACCUACAGAGAAGCUUCAGCCCGCUCGUCUUACCCCAGGGUUCUUGGUCGUCCAGAAAUGCAUCGCCCUGCCUUUCUAGCCGUUCUUCUCCUGCACUUGCUGCUUCUCGAAGUCCUUGUUCUGAAUGUCCACCUGAGCCAUUUUCAGAUGGAGCUAAAAUCCAGGUAGCCAACCUUGACUACAGAAUGUCCCGCAAGGAACUACAGCAGACUCUGCGUGACACCUUCUGCCGAUAUGGGCGGGUGAAAGGAGUGGACCUUAGUCCCCACACUGACUACCAGUUGAAGGCUACAAUCCACAUGCAGUCCUUACAGCAGGCUAUCAGUGCCGUGAGUGGACUGCACCGUUACAAAAUUGGAGGCAAGCGCAUCCAGGUGUCUCUGAUCACAGGUGGCCACAAUAGAUUCACGGCCAUGCUCAGCUCAGAGAUCAGCAGCAUUCUUCUGGAGGCACCUGCCAACUGCCUUCCUCUCUUCAAGUUCAUUGAGAUCUAUGAGAAGAAGUUUCACCGUAAGCUUUUGAUGAGCGAUGUCUACAAACUGUCAGAUAUAGUGGCUGUUCGGGAACAGGGGGGUACCAGACUGGUGUGCCUUCUGCCCAGCGGCCAAAUCCGUCAGAGUCCUCUGGGAUCCUCUCAGUCACAGGAGAGCUCCUCCACAGCAAGUGGAAGCCCUGUGGUUUUUGAGGAGCUGGAGUACCACGAACCCAUCUGUAGACAACACUACACACAGGAAAAAUUCAGUGAGGCAGACUUCGAUCCAGACUCGUACACAAUUCCAUUUGUGGUCAUGCCUCUAAGCAAAUUGGCAUCUGAAGUUCAUGCUUUGCUUCAGUCACAUGAAGGAACACUUCCCCUUCUAAGUUUUCCAGACUGCUAUGAAGAAAUGUUCACUCGGCUGGAGCUGGGCAAUGAGAAUCUGGAAUGUGGUGUUCCUUUAGAGCACCUCAUCACAUGUAUCCCGAGUAUAACCAUAGUCACAGCUCAGAAUGGUUUCAAAGUCAUCAAGUGGAUUCACAACAAACCACCAGGUCCAAACUCUGAGCCGUGGAUCCACCGAUGCAAAAGUCCUGUUGGCAACCCUCAACUCAUUCAGUUCAGCAGAGAGAUUAUUGAUCUCUUAAAGAGUCAACCAUCUUGCAUCAUGCCUAUCAGCAAAUUUAUACCCUCUUACCAUCAUCAUUUUGCCAAGCAGUGCCGCGUCUCUGAUUAUGGAUACACAAAGUUGUUGGAGCUCCUAGAAGCAGUGCCACAUGUCCUACAGAUUUUGGGUAUGGGUACAAAACGACUGCUCACCCUCACUCAUCGAGCCCAAGUGAAGCGUUUCACUCAAGACUUGUUAAAGCUUCUCAAAUUUCAAGCCAGCAAGCAAGUUGCUAUCAAGGACUUCAUGCAAGCAUACCACUGGUGCUUUUCCAGGGACUGGAAUGUAGCAGACUAUGGCACAUGCGAUAUCACUGACCUGCUGUCUGAGAUCCCCGAUACCACCAUUACAACCACACAUCACGACAAUGACACGGUCAUCUCUGUUCCCAAGAGAGAGCGCACUGGAGAUGAAAUGGAGCGCACUAAACAGUUUGGGAAGGAGGUGGUAGACCUCCUCCGUCACCAACCUUACUGCCGAAUGCCCUUCAGCAAGUUCAUCCCCACUUAUCACCACCACUUCGGACGUCAGUGUAAACUCAGCUACUAUGGCUUCACCAAGCUGAUUGAUCUCUUUGAGGCCAUUCCUGAAGUACUAAUGGUGUUGGAGUGUGGCGAGGAAAAGGUACUUGCACUAACAGAGGUGGAGCGCAUCAAAGCUCUCGCAGCACAACUAGUCAAGCUGCUCAGGGCUCAGAAAAACUCGAGCCUUCCUGUGAACCAACUGCUCACAGAAUACAGCAAGACCUUUGGUUAUGGAAUACGACUGCAGGACUACGACACCAGCUCUCUGCCCACAUUACUAAGUAAACUCCGCCAUGUUGUAAAGGUUGUGGAUGGCACGGAAGGCCGGGAUAUUCAGCUCAUCAACAGGAAGUCUCUGCGUUUGCUGACGUCACAACUUUUGGCGCUGCUUAUGUCUCAAGAGAAGCAUGUCGACAAGGGUAUGAGGGUGGACGUGUUGAGCCAGCAUUACCAGAUGGUCCACAAAAGCCCGCUCAACCCUUGUGAAUAUGGGUUCCUCUCCCUCAGUGAGCUACUCAAAAGCCUGCCCUAUCUUGUGGAGAUUUACUUUGAAGGAGGUGACGGGGGCUUUCAAGGCAACAAGGUCACAAGCUGUCCUGGUGAAGAGUGGGUGAGGCUGACGAGGCUGUACCAGUUUGCCCGAGACGUACGUGCACUGCUCCACACCUACCAUUACAACCAGAUCUUCUUGACGGAGUUCCAAGGAGCUUAUAAAAAAUUUACUGGCUGUGGCCUUGAGUCACGCUCCUAUGGGUACAACAGCACUGAUGAAUUGCUAAGUGCCAUUCCACAGGUGAUCUGGAUCAAAGGGCAUGGUCACAAAAGGAUUAUCGUUUUGAAGAACGAUAUGAAAGAAAGGACGAGUGCUUCACUCCCCAGCAGCCCUCAGUCAGAAGGUGACGUGGAGAGCCCCAGAGACAGCCCAGCGAGAAAUACACAUUUUGAAGCCCAGAGUCAAAGUGCAACUGUGGUACCAGACUCUGAGCUGCUGAGUCUGACGGCCCCAGUCGACCUUCUUUGUGGCCCAGUCCCAUCUUGCCUGCCGUCACCUCAGCUCCAUCCCGAUCCUGUCCUAAUACAGCAGGCAGAUCUGAUUCAUUUUGAGGAGAAAACCUUUUUAAUGCCUCAAGCAACAGAGAGCAAAGCAUUCAACAUGGUCGCUGCUGCCAAUGACAAAGAGCUCGCCGCACCUAAGGACUCAGAGUCCGUUUUCUCCAUGGACAGUCCGAGUAGAAGAGGCCUCCGCAGUAGAAUCAAGCUGGCUGCCAACUUUUCAUUCAAACCAGGUCUCUGA